Molecule: messenger RNA, 2816 nt
Organism: Cynocephalus volans (Philippine flying lemur)
Lineage: Eukaryota; Metazoa; Chordata; Mammalia; Dermoptera; Cynocephalidae
Gene: HUS1
Product: HUS1 checkpoint clamp component
Exons: 6
Coding region: 48-902 (284 amino acids)
Biological process (GO): mitotic intra-S DNA damage checkpoint signaling; meiotic DNA integrity checkpoint signaling; mitotic DNA replication checkpoint signaling
Cellular component (GO): checkpoint clamp complex; nucleolus; site of double-strand break
Source: RefSeq, a predicted model, not a curated record
CGUGUCCACCGCAGACAGACGCCGCCGCGGGGGGCCUGGGCGCAGCCAUGAAGUUUCGGGCCAAGAUCGUCGACGCGGCCUGUUUGAACCACUUCACGCGAGUUAGUAACAUGAUAGCCAAGCUUGCCAAAACCUGUACCCUCCGCAUCAGCCCCGAUAAGCUGAACUUCAUCCUUUCUGACAAGCUGGCCAGUGGAGGGGCGAGCAUGUGGUGUGAGCUGGAACAGGAGAACUUUUUCAGUGAAUUUCAGAUGGAAGGUGUCUCGGCAGAAAACAAUGAGAUUUAUUUAGAGCUAACAUCGGAAAACUUAUCUCGAGCCUUGAAAACUGCCCAGAAUGCCAGAGCCUUGAAAAUAAAACUGACUAAUAAACACUUUCCCUGUCUCACAGUCUCUGUAGAGCUGUCGUCUCUAUCAAACAGUAGUCGCACUGUGACACAUGACAUCCCCAUAAAGGUUAUUCCUAGAAAAUUGUGGAAGGACUUACAAGAACCCGUGGUCCCAGACCCUGAUGUUAGUAUUAAUUUGCCAGUCUUGAAGACUAUGAAGAGUGUUGUGGAGAAAAUGAAAAACAUCAGUAAUCACCUUAUAUUGUGCAUAACAAGAUCGUUCACUUUGAUUUGCUUCACGAGGAUGUCUCCCUUCAGUACUUCAUCCCGGCCUUGUCCUAGCACCACCUCACUGGACUUGGGAGCCCAGCGACCUUGUCAUGAUGGGGUUAGCAGUAGGGGUAUGUGUUCCCUGUCAUUUGUGUCCUCACAGCACCGCAGGUCUGUGUACUGUAUGCGUUUCUCCUCUGUAACAGUUCAACUAAAAAUAGAGGGAUUGAAACACUUUUGGAUGAACAUGUUAUUUCAUAUUACUCAUGUCUGUUGUUUUGCUUGCAAGACAUGGAAAAGGUAGAAGUUAUUUAUCCAGACGUUCCGUACCAGCUUCUCGUUGAAGGUGAGCACGUCCUCGGGUACCGAGACUUGGUGUAGGGGUCAGAAUUUGCAAAAGCGGUGCCUAGGGGACCUGGCCUGCCUCCAGCUCAGCGCAUCAUGCCGCACAGUCGCUGGCCCUUGUGUUUCUGUGUGCUCACCGCUCCUUGCUCCUGUCCCUCGGAGCCCAGUGGCACAAAGGAUGGCCCCUUUGUCAGCAUAUUGACUGCCUUGGGGACUCAGAGUACUGUGGAGUGUCACAGCUGCAGCGCUUGGAGCCUCUGUCCGACUCCCUGGAGACACAAGCCCUUUCCCUAUGAUGCUUGGAGAGCUGGCCCAGCAGCAGAGUUUCUGCCCCUGGAGGCGUCCUGCCACUCCUCUUGGUUUCACCCUGCGCCAGCUCAGAUCUAGGUGAUAAUUCCUUAUGGUUCUUUCUUCCACAAUGGAAAGCAUACCUUUGUAUUUAGAGUGGAAACAAACAACUUGUAAGCUAGGUCUGUGUGAAGGGGAGAUACCACGUUUCUGUUUGUACGUCAGAGCUGUUCAGUGCGGGUGGAUGCAUUCUCCCAUUCUCCCUGAAGCACCUGCCACCACAGUUGCUACUGUCACUGACUCUCAUUUGUCCUGUGUGGUGGAACGUAAAUACAUUAUCUUAAUGUCACCUUACAAAGUUGAGACCGACAUUGCUUGGAAUAAGAUGAAGAAAUGGAAAAUCAGCAAAAAUGAAAAUUUCUUUUUUGGCUUUUUCAUAUUAUUUGGUAAAACCAAUGUAUUUGAAUGACCCAUCUGAUGUUUAACAAUGUUAGUUUAAAUAGGAUGUAACAUUAUCCAUUGCCAUGUCCAUUUAAAUAGUCCUCAGUUACAGCUCUCAUUUUUCAAAAUAAAGAUCUUUGAAAAUGUACUCACACAAAGCAAAAUAUUACUAAAUAUUUUAUUAACUUGAUAACCCAUGGACAUCAAUGGUAACAUUAUGGGAAAAUAGUUAAUAUAAAACAGUACAAAAGUAUUACAGACAGUAGCUUAUCAAUGUCAUCUUAAUUGCACUAGUGGAAUUUCCUCACAUAGUAACCUUUAUUCGUGAAAUGAUUUCAUUCACAAAAAUAUUAUUCUUUGCCAUCACCUCAGCUUUAAGCUGUUUGGACUUCAUUGUAAUGUUUUCAGUAAAGGGCACUUGCUUCACCCCGGAUAGAAACUCCUGAAUAAUUUUUUCACCUUGCUGUCUUGCCAGAUAGCUCUUUGCUGCUGGUUCAAUUUCAUCUUAUCCUUAUGAUUCUCCAAUAUUCUGAAACUCCUCCAGUUCCGGGGUUUUUGUUUAGCACACUGUAUUCCAUGCCUAGAGACGUUAGUGAGCUCUGCAGUGUGAAUCCCACAACUUUGAUCAUAGACACCUUUCUCCAUCUGAUAAGGCAUAGUUAAGGUCUCUGCAGUGGUUAGUGCUGUGACAUGUGGAUUAUUAACCGUUGGUAUCUGAUUGGUCAAGGCAGUAUGUUCAUGAAAAUGGGUUGCAAACACGUGAAAAAGCACCAAUCUUUGUUGCAGUGUAAUCUGGUAUAGCCCAUGCUAACCCAUCAUAGGUAGAGGUUCCUCUUCCCAAUUCAUCUGUGAUUAUUAAAGGAUCUUUGGUUGCAAACCUGAGGGUAGAAGUAAUUUCCAACAUUUCAGUCAUGAAUGUAGAGACUCCUUUCAAUUUACUGUCUCCCCUACCCAAGCCAAGAUGCAGUCCACAAUGGAUGCUUCUGCUGACUCACAUGGCACAAAACACCCAUUUGGGCCGUGAGUACUAACAUCCCAGUUUGGCAAAUAUACAUAGAUUUACCUCUCAUACUGGGGCCAGUAAUAAUGUGGAACAUCUGUUUAUCUUUUUCAGAACAUACAUCAUUAAGAAUAAACGCAACUU